This is a messenger RNA of Falco peregrinus (peregrine falcon), 2850 nucleotides long. Its product is annotated as DDB1- and CUL4-associated factor 12-like. NCBI's taxonomy places the organism in Eukaryota, Metazoa, Chordata, Aves, Falconiformes, Falconidae. Gene Ontology annotation, molecular function: protein binding. Gene Ontology annotation, cellular component: Cul4-RING E3 ubiquitin ligase complex. The record is from RefSeq and is a predicted model, not a curated record.
UGUCGUAAAAAAAUCCCGGAGAAAAUGUCAUGAAGCGCGGUCGGUGGGGCUUGUGGCGGAGAUAGUGACUGAAUCUGGUUUUCAUUUAUAUGCCCUGUUCCUCAACAGCUGUUUCCCCUUCCUGCUCCAUGUGGGGUUUAAGCUGGGCUCUUGGCCUCUCCUCAUCUUAUUAUGGCUCGGAAAACAGUUAGUAGGAAGCGGAAAGCGGUAGCAGCCGUCUCCGCGGGGCCUGAGGGGCUACAGGGAGAGCAGUAUGGAUGGGAUCACUCAGUUCACAAAAGGAAAAGACUCUCCCUGGUGAAAAGGUCUCUGGUGUACUACCUGAAAGGUAGAGAAGUCAGGGUGCAGAAUGAGUCCAGCUAUCACCACUUGUUGCAUGGAUAUGCAGCCCAGCAGCUUCCCAGCCUCCUGAAGGAGAGAGAAUUUCCCCUCGGAACCCUUAAUAAAGUGUUUGUUUCCCAGUGGCUGAACCACCGACAAGUGGUGUGUGGGACAAAAUGCAACACAUUAUUUGUAGUGGAUGUCCAGACUGGUCAAAUUACCAAGAUUCCUGUUCUGAAAGAUCAUGAACCUGGAAUGGUGAAUCAGCAGGGAUGUGGUAUUCAUGCCAUUGAGCUCAACCCCUCAGGGACCCUGCUGGCCACAGGUGGAGACAACCCCAACAGUCUUGCAAUUUAUCAUCUGCCUACACUCGAUCCUGUCUGUGUGGGAGACGAUGGACAUAAGGACUGGAUAUUUUCAGUUGCAUGGAUCAGUGAUGCUAUGGCUGUUACUGGUUCCCAGGAUGGUUCGAUGGGUCUCUGGGAAGUCACAGAGGAUGUGUUGUCCAAAAGUGAUGCCAGGCAUAAUCUCUCUCAAGUUCCUGUCUAUGCUCACAUAACACAGGCUCUGAAGGAUAUCCCCAAGGAGAACACCAAUCCUGAUAACUGCAAAGUCCGAGCAUUGGCUUUCAACAAUAAGAACAAGGAGCUGGGAGCUGUGUCCCUAGAUGGGUAUUUUCAUCUUUGGAAAGCAGAGCACACACUAUCAAAGUUACUUUCCACAAAGUUGCCAUACUGCAGGGAGAAUGUGUGUUUGGCUUACAAGUCAGAGUGGUCAGUGUAUGCAGUAGGAUCACAGCACGUCUCCUUCCUGGAUCCCAGGCAGCCUUCUCACAAUGUUAAAUCAGUCUGUUCCAAAGAACGAGGCAGUGGUAUACGAUCAGCGAGCUUCUACGAGCACAUCAUCACAGUGGGAACAGGGCAAGGUUCCUUAUUGUUUUAUGAUAUCAGAGCCCAGAGGUUCCUGGAUGAAAAGCCCCUAUGUGCCUGCUAUGGACAGAAGCAGAAAUUGGGAGGAAGUGAAGUUUUGAAGUUGACUACUGGGAAAGGCUGGCUGAAUCAUGAUGAAACCUGGAGGAAUUAUUUUUCUGACAUAAAUUUCUUCCCAAAUGCUGUUUACACCCACUGCUAUGACUUGUCUGGAACAAAGCUCUUUGUGGCAGGAGGCCCCCUUCCGUCAGGACUUCAUGGGAAUUAUGCUGGUCUCUGGAGCUAAUGACACCUCUCUAAAUGCUGAUAUUUACACAGAUUUUCACUUCUUUCCCUUGUUUAACAGCUAAAUUGUAUUAUGCCAUUGAAUUCUGAUAUAAAUGCAAGCUAUUUUUUGGUGGAAUUUUCUGUUGGUCUCCAGCAAUCUUGUACAUCUUUUUGAACUAGCUUUUUGCUUUAACCUCCUUGAUCCUUUACGUGAAGGGUUUGUGAAAUCUUUUUUUUUUAUUGCAUUUACUCCAAAUGACUCUCUCCCCAUAUUCAGGCUAUCUUGGCCAUGUGCUCCCUCCCCUACAUUGCUGUGAGAUAGGAUUCCUUUAUUAUAGAGUGGUUGCUCAUGGGCUUUCUAUGAAAGCCUAGGGGCUGCGUGUCUGCAGAUAUUUUUGUCAGUUACAUUACCUGGAGUGAGGACUAUUUGUAAUUAAAAAAUAUUAAUAUUUAUAAAAAAUAAGCUACUACUUUAUCUGCAGAGCCUGGCCCUGGCCUGGGUUGAUCUUAUUUUAUAAAAAUAAAAGUCUAAUGACACUUUAUACGCAGAUGAAUAUGGUAAUUUUAAGCUGUACUCAUUGGAGCCUAGGGAUAGAUGCCCCAGAGGUACUGUACAUCAAGCCUGAAGUGCAGGAGUUCUCAGAAGUGCAUUUGUAUUUGAAUUAUAGUUUUCAGCAAUACCAGGAGCAAAAAUUGAUCUUCUGUUCCUUCUCUGCCUGUCCCAGGUAUCAGCUAUCAGCUUGCAGAACCAUAGUUUCUGUAGGCUGUUCUGCAGCAUGUCUGUUGCAGGGUGACAUGACAUUGAAGGCCUGCAGAGGUGCUGGGAGGAAAUGGGGCCUAGGGACAUGAGUGUUUUGUCAUUCAAAAUGAACCAAAUCUAUCAAUUUUCCAGAUGAGCCAAGGUGGAAAAAAGGUGGGGUUUUUAGAUGAAAAAACACACUUGUGGGUCAAGAUAAAGGUAGCUUAAUAGAACAAUACCAAAGGUCAUGCAUGUGGAAACAAAAGAAAACUAAAAGAUGUUAUUCUCUACUUCCCAUCAGCAGGUGACAUUUGGCCACUUCUUGGAAAGCAGGGCUUCAGUAAGUGUAGUGGUUGCUCCAGAAGACAAACGUAAAUAAUGAAUGUCCCCCCCCACCUCCUCCUUUCUCUUGGCUUUUAUUGCUGAGAUGUCAUAUGGUGUGGAAUGUCACAUUGGGUCAGCUGUCCUGUCUAUGUCCCCUCCCAAGACCUUGCUCACCCCCAGCCUACUGGUGAAGGGGCGAAUUUUGGAAUGACAGCCUUGAUGCUGUGUUAACACUGCUCAGCAGUAGCCACCUUUCUAGCUACCCAUACA